This is a messenger RNA of Aspergillus tanneri, 1893 nucleotides long. RefSeq lists its product as uncharacterized. The coding region runs from base 1 to 1893 and encodes 630 amino acids. The record is from RefSeq and is a predicted model, not a curated record. Gene Ontology annotation, cellular component: lipid droplet. NCBI's taxonomy places the organism in Eukaryota, Fungi, Ascomycota, Eurotiomycetes, Eurotiales, Aspergillaceae. The transcript has 6 exons.
AUGGCACCUGGUUCUUCACGGAGGAAGCCCUUGGGGCUUGAUGUACCCCGCACAUCUGCUUUCGAGUCGCCGCCUCCUAUAGCGGCUCUCUUUGUAAUUCGGUUUGAUAUCAAGGCCGGAUAUGUGAUAUCCUGGAAACGGACGGCCCCCGGAGUUGAACUCGAAGGGAUUGUUGAGUACAAGUCGCUUCCAUCCGGUCUACACAAUAUUUCAGAGGAUCUAGUGUAUUUCGUGCACGAACAAUAUGCUGGCAUCAGUGCAUUUGUUAAUCAGCCUGCGGAAGAAGCAGAGCGAAAUGCAAAGAUGUUUGCCGUAGGAGUCCUGGUUCCACUGAGUUGUGGGAGACUAGGCAAAAGUUGGAGACAUGCUCCAAAACUCAAGGAACUGGCGCUGAACUAUGCCCAGGACAUGUCGGAAACACAACCACUAUCCGAUUACUGGACGACCUAUGAGAUCCACGACGGCGAUUCAUCAGGCCUUCCGCCACCGGACUCUCCUGUUGAAUCACCGCUCAACGUCCGACUAAGAGCUCAUGGAGAGCGAUCAGAUAAUGGCAACCGCCGCAGUCGCGCAUUUAGCGAUGCCAUUGUGUUGGAAACCCCCAGGCCGGGCCUGACACCGUUCCAUCCGGCUUCGUCGCUCCCCGAUUUUCUCGACUGCUUCGGUCCUCUGUUGUUUCCUUUGUAUAGGGCAGCUUUGUUGCGCAAGAGGAUUCUUUUCAUGGGGGAAGUGCCAGUCUACAUGCCCUGCAACUAUGUAUAUGAUCUGUCUCUCUUAGCCUCGCUACCCAAUUCUCUUCUCCCCUUACUUCCAUCGAACAGGUUGCCAAGUCUACGGCCUCGGCCCCUCUUUAAUGUCGGCAUCCAUGACAUACCAUACCUGACUAGUUUUGUGGGCGCUUCGCCUGACUCCGACCGGGAUGCUACCUGGAUUGCCUGCAGCACGGACACUGUCCUCACCAUGAAAUCCGAGUUAUUCGAUGUUCUUGUCACCCUUCCACCCCCUCAUUCCAAAAACGCAGCAGAGAAAGUAUACCCGAAGAUCUCCGUUUUACCCACUACAACGGCACAGCAUAACUCCUCCCAGGCUGUUCAUCUGAAAGCAACGCAACGAGACGCACGUCGUUACUCAACCCUCCGCAAGGGCUUACAGCAAGUUUCUCGAGACGAAGACACCCAAUCCGGAGACGACGACGACGACGACGACGAAUCAGACGCUGCAUCGACAUUUUCAUCAAGCUCCAUCGUUGAACCCCUCUCAUGGGCCAGACUAGCAUACACCUCCUUCAUUUGGUGGGCAUCAGCCGGUGAAAAGCGCGACGGAUUAUCUGAAGAAGAGGAAGAAGAACACCAGAUCAAACAAGACACACGGCUACUGGCGAGUGUGGAGAGUCUCCCUAGUCCACCAUCGGGCUCCUUAGGCCGGAGGACCAUGCCACCCGGGGACCCAGUCCAACAACCUCCCGAAAUCGCUUUAGUGGCGUACUUCCGUCGCCUAACGACGCAAAUAUUCGUGGCCCUUUCCGAUGUAAUCGUCCGACACGAUAGUCGAGACGCAGCUAACAGCGGCGAGCUAAACGAUGACGAUGAAAUCCCGUACGAAGACGACCCAGAUGACGGUCUCCAGCCCUCGGCUACUAUCGGUCGCCGGUCAACACAGGAAGAUGACUCGACAUCUCCUUUGCUCCAGAGAAGUGCUUUCCCUGACCCCGACUUGUCUCGUAGGGAUGACAAACCCAUCAAAAUCACCACCGAAGAUAUGACCGAGAUGGGACUUGAUGUUUGGAGCGCUGCGGACCGCAUUUUCGUCGAGGAGCUUGUCCAGACCUGGUGGGGUCGCAAGGCGUGUGUCGACAGCGCUCGUAUCAGAUGCUGUGGGAUUUCAAUUCUGUAA